Messenger RNA from Phaedon cochleariae (mustard beetle), 673 nucleotides. Lineage: Eukaryota; Metazoa; Arthropoda; Insecta; Coleoptera; Chrysomelidae. The record is from the annotation of a GenBank genome assembly.
AGAAAAUAUUUCUUAAUUCUCAAUUUUCAUAACUGUGCUAAUACCCAACACUGCAAGGAGUCAGAAAGCCAAGAAACAUAAAAGAAGAAGAAGAUUUUUCAUAACCACAUACAAUAUGACCAAAACCUUAUGAUCUAAGACCAAAACAUUAUUAUUCUCCUAUCAUCUGAAAGCUUCCUCGUUUAUUCAAAAUACUAGAAAUGACCAACUACAGCAGAGAAAUUCCAGAUCGAUCAACGAACCAAAAUGUUGAAUACGUUCCAUCCAAAUUCAAUAUCCACACCUUUGAUGCAGAAAUUUUGGAACAUAAGCUGCUGUUCCAAGUAAUCAAAAUGCAGGACUCCUUGUUGUUCUACAUCAAUGAUAAGGAUCAACUGAAAUUCAGCGACAUAUCUCUUGCUUUGAAAAGCAGGUAUGAUAGCUCACCUUUGGGUACAAGACUGAUAGGAGAUUUCACUGAUGAGAUUUCCAAGAAUAUCGCCAUCAGGUUAUCUAAAAAGACAGAUAAGGCAGUGUUUUUGAGCUUCAAUGUUGACCAUGAUGGAAGGUUCAGUCCCUUGGUAGAAAAAAGGAUAUAUGAAGAGAUGAAAAAUUACCCUGUUAUGUUCUAACUGAAAUAAAUUCUAUUGCUUUUUAUAAAAUUGAUCUUGAUUUUGUAGUAAUAUGUAGGUAU